Molecule: messenger RNA, 567 nt
Organism: Penaeus monodon (black tiger shrimp)
Lineage: Eukaryota; Metazoa; Arthropoda; Malacostraca; Decapoda; Penaeidae
Product: glycosaminoglycan xylosylkinase-like
Exons: 6
Coding region: 1-567 (188 amino acids)
Biological process (GO): protein phosphorylation
Cellular component (GO): Golgi apparatus
Molecular function (GO): phosphotransferase activity, alcohol group as acceptor
Source: RefSeq, a predicted model, not a curated record
AUGGUUUUAACAGAAUCUCGAACUGAUUACCAGAGUCGCAAGAUCCUCCUGACAGAGGAGGUCAUUCCUGUGUCAUCGCCAAAACUUGCGGAAACGUUUUACACCAAUGAACGUUCAGAACAAGACUGCCUUCAUGCCAGGUGUCGUCGUUGCAAGUCUGGGAGGAUUAGCUGUUCCAGAGAGGGUGACUUGAUGGAAGGCGCUGUUAUCAUGUGGCUGCCUGAGCAUUUGCGUGUCUCGGAGAAGAGCUAUGUAUGGCAACAUUAUUACAAGAGGAAGGAGCUUCUGCAAUGGGAAACAGAUGAAAAUUUCUGCAAAGUGGUCUUACACAGCGAUCAAGGGAAAAUAAUCCUGGAUUUAAUCGACAUGUCCGUCCUCGACUUCCUGAUACAGAACGCCGACAGACACCAUUACCUACAGGAUACUAGGGAUCCCAAUGCGUCCAUAAUACUGGUCGACCAAGGCAAAAGUUUUGGGAAUCCAUAUGUUGAUUAUAUGGAUAUCUUGGCUUCGCUGUUACAAUGCUGCAGGAUCCGGGCGGCGACGCGCGCGCGGUGGUCCUGCUGA